Rotaria sp. Silwood2 is the source of this 1653-nucleotide messenger RNA. Lineage: Eukaryota; Metazoa; Rotifera; Eurotatoria; Philodinida; Philodinidae. The record is from the annotation of a GenBank genome assembly.
AUGCUUGUUAAUAUUUUUCACUCACAGCAGCGUUAUCAAUUGUUAACGGAUGGCCAUGUUCAAAUAUAUCGCAUACCUCGUGCAAAAAAUAUUAUAGAAAAAAUACGUUUUUCACGUUUUUUUCACCGUUGGGAAGAUCAUCAUAUUUGUCUUGAACAAAGUGAAAUAACUUCAUCGACAGUUAAUACACUUGAUUUCAGAGACCAAUUGUUCUAUUCAGUACAAUGGAAACUGAAUAAAUCAAAAUUUGAACGUAUUUUACGUUCGACUGAUAAUCAGGAAGUAUUAUUAAAAGAAAUUACGAAUAUGAUCAAUUUUGUCAUGACAACUCCGAUUGAGGAUGUUGAAGUUCAUCAUUUUCCACUUGAAAUUAUUUUCGAAAUUCUGCAACAAGAAUUUAAUUUAGUACAUGUUUUUCGUGCAAAUGUGAUUGAAACACUAGAACCAUUACUUGAAAAAAAUUAUCCAUCGCCAGAAAUGUGUAAUUUUUUUAGUCGACAUUGUCGUGAUGAUUCACGCUCUCAAAUUGUAAUUCAAAUGUUUACACGAGCUAUUGAAAAAAUUUUAAAACAUAAUACAGAUUUUAGUAAAUAUCCACGAUUGAGAACACUUGUUCAAGAAUAUAUACUUGCACUUAAUUCUCAAAAUGAUGGUCUACAUGUUGUACAAGAAUUUAUUAAACGACUACAUGGUUCAACGAUGGUUUGUCCAUUUCUGCGUGUUCUCUCAAAUUUAAUCUCUGUUUGUCUUUCUGCAGUUUAUAAUGUUUUUCAAGGUCGAAAAAACUUGUGCUUUGAAAAUACCGAAAGUUGUCGAGCAUAUGAAGAAGAAACUAAAAUUCAAGUAGUAUGUUACACAAAAAUAUUACAAACAAUAAUAUUUAAAAAUGUUCUUAAAAAUCUCGUUGAAGAUACACGAUGUGAAGUUCAUCAGAAAGUGUUAGGUAUUCGUGAAGGUAAAGACGGAUGGUUUGAAAUGUGUUGUUUGAGUGGUAUAGCUUGUGAUGAUAAUGGCAAAAUGUUUUCAUUAAUGCUCAGUAAAUUACUUUCAUGUUGUUGUCGAAAAAGAAGUUUCUUAUUACGUAUUAACAAAUUAUUACCAGCUUUAAAGUUACUUGCAUUACGUGAAAGUCAAAGUUCAUUAGAUACUUUAUGUGCAAUGUUGGAAUUCGAUGCAGUUGAAAAUCAUGAUACUGAAUUACAGUUAAUAUCAACACUGCAAUCGACACCCACAGGUUUCACGAUGUAUGCAGAAGUAUGUAGACGAAAGAUAGCAUUAAGAACAUUCCAACAAAAAGGUGGACCAAGAGAACUAGAAUUGCCGACAUAUUCAACUGAUGUCGAUUUAGCAAUAUUAUUAUCAAGAGGUCCAUUUGGUAAUCUUGAAUGUUUAAGUUUAGCAUCCACGUAUAUCACAAGCGCUUGUGCAAAACAUUUAAUUAAAUUACCAGCUUUAAAAGAUUUAAAUUUAUCUUCAACACAAUUUGGUGAUGAUGGUUUAGAAUUAAUUUCUGAACAUUUAAAUCAAUUAAAAGUACUGAAUUUAAGUGAAACACCAGUGACUAAUAAAGGUCUUGCUUGUUUAGCACGUAAGAUUAUGAUUUUUGUUUUUUUUCAUGUUUUGUUUGAUGUUGGUCUGAAUAUUAAGGCAUGA